Pleuronectes platessa (European plaice) is the source of this 2258-nucleotide messenger RNA. Its product is annotated as 60S acidic ribosomal protein P2. Lineage: Eukaryota; Metazoa; Chordata; Actinopteri; Pleuronectiformes; Pleuronectidae. Gene Ontology annotation, biological process: translation; cytoplasmic translational elongation. Gene Ontology annotation, cellular component: ribosome; cytosolic large ribosomal subunit. The record is from RefSeq and is a predicted model, not a curated record. Bases 121 to 468 code for a protein of 115 amino acids. The transcript has 5 exons. Gene Ontology annotation, molecular function: structural constituent of ribosome.
UCUCUUGCUCUGAUCACCGUAGAAGAAGAAGCACGGUUUCUUCCGCCUCCAUCCGCUGACGCUUCUUCCUUUCUGCCCGCUAACCCCGAAGAGAACACGCGUUCACCCUCCUAGCUCAAGAUGCGUUACGUCGCUGCAUACCUGCUCGCUGCCCUGGGAGGCAAUGAAGCCCCUGAAUCCAAGGACAUCAAGAAGAUCCUGGAAAGUGUUGGCAUUGAGGCCGAUGACGCAUGCAUGACCAAGGUCAUCUCUGAACUCAAGGGAAAGAAUGUGAAUGAGGUGAUCGCAUCAGGUUACGGUAAACUGGCCAGCAUGCCAGCAGGUGGUGCCGUGGCUGUUGCCAGCUCUGCGGCUGCAGGCGCAGGUGGAGCCGCAGCCCCCGCUGCAGCUGCUGCUGAGGAGAAGGAAGAGAAGAAAGAGGAAUCUGAGGCGUCUGAUGACGACAUGGGAUUCGGCCUGUUCGACUAAACUUUUUCUAAACAUGAAUAAAGUUUAUAAAAAAACUCUUCUCUAAAAAUCUUUUUUAUUUUACAAAUCUCCCUCCUGUAAACCACAUGUUGUGUCAAAUAGAUGGUAUCCUGCUGUUUCAAGCUGCCAUCUAUAAAGCUUGUUGUAACAAAAUAGUUUUCGAAUUUGAUUUGACCAAAUAGUGCAUUUUCUCACUUGAUUGAGGUUUCAAAAUGUGUUGACUGAUAAAAAUUGACACCUACGCAAUUUCAUAGGAUUAGUGUCAAUAUGUGCGUUGUAGGAUGUCAGUUUUAAGUCUUCAGGUCCAAUUGUGCCACAGGACAAUGGUUUCUUUCUACCAUAUUACAUCUGGUACUGGACCAUGACUUGUAUAAUUGAGUGGUCUGGCCAACAGAUGGCGAUAUUGAGUGGCCGACUAGUGCAGUGUGUCAAUGUUGGCUGUUGUGUCAAGGAGUGCUGAAUUAUCCAUGGGAAUAGAUUCCUACACCAGACUAAACAACUGAACCUUUUCAAUACUUAGUAUAACAGCCCUACGGCUGCAAGUGAUGUGCACGAUGUUUACCUCUGAGAGGGCAUAUAAAUGAAUAGAUAAAAAGAAUAAAAUAAUUUAUUUCUAUUCUGGAUAUACGCAGUGUUAGCUUGAAUGUAAUCUUUUCCUUAAUGAAUACUUCAGGGUGCUGUAACAGGAGCGAGCAUCUGUCACUGAAACACGAGCACAUCAGUUGAUCUCAGACAAAAGCAGAUUAUUAAUAACCUCAGUCUUAGAUCUAAAUCUGGAAAUUCAGCACCAUUUCAGAACAGAAAAGGAUAUAAUAGUAUAAAUAAAACAACUUUAAUGUUGGCCCUAAAAGCAGAAUGGCUUAUAACACAACAUCAAUUCAACUCAUCAGUGAGUUAUUUUCUCGGUUUACUGCCACUCUUAAUUAAUAAACGACUCUGCUGCCACCAAUGAAGAGAAAAGACGAAGCUUCACUGGUUUCCUGAGGUCAUUACACGAAAUUCAGGUUCAAGGGUCAACGCAAUGAGCUGAAAGCACUAAUCAUUAAACCAUACGGAUGAGUCGAUGUCAAUAGCAGCAGUGAGUUUCGUGAGCAGGUGUAGGACACAGUCAGACUUCAUGAGAGCAUGUGGUUUUGUUUCCAUGGCAGCACCAGACCUAUAAUCAGGUUUGAAACUGUGUCAUAUGUUCAGUGGGUUCUGCCUCGACACUUCAACUGAAUAUUAUCAUUUAGCUUUUUAUAUUCAGUCUGUUAUCUACAACACUGUGUGUUUCAAAACAGGAGAGUAAUAUCAAGGAUGACUGAAUCACUAAAAUCCUCCUUCACUGUGUACAGUAACAGUUCUGAUUACAUUAUCCACCUCCAGGCACAACCACUACAUCUUUGCUCAUAUCUACGUAUCUUUGCUCUUGCGUAAUCCCAGACAGACCUCAAAUACGGACUUUAACAGAACAUAUAUAAUUAGAAUGGCACUAAGUAGAGAACAUACCUAUAUAUUUGGCACUCAUACCCUAAUCCUGCCAAACCCAGAAGUGAGACCUAAACACAGCUGUUCACUUUGAAAAGAAAAUGUCCCUGUUUGUCAGAGAUAUUCAUCAAAAUAACACAUGGGGUGUUUUUGGUUAAGUAUGGUUUCACAUAAAGGUGAUGCAUGAUGGUGACAAUACAGUGCAGCAGAAAGAAAGAAAGAGCAGGUUCAAUUAAAUUAUAUGAUGUAUGACACUCGAUACUGACAGAGAGAAUCAGCUCUGAUUUGAGUGAAAUAAAAAACAAUGUCCGGAUGUGAAACUG